AUGGCAGAUAAUAGUACAGUAAAAGCCUUUAGUUCCGCCGGUGUUACAACUGUUGACUUAGUAGUUAUUGUUAUCUAUCUUUUACUGUGUCUUGCUACUGGAAUAUGGGCGACAUGGCGAACACAAAGAGGCAGUAUAAGUGGAUAUUUUCUGGCAGGAAGGGAUAUGAUCUGGGUCACAAUUGGAGCCUCUUUAUUCGCCAGUAACAUAGGUAGUGGUAGCUUUGUUGGUUUGGCAGGAACCGGUGCAGCCAAUGGUAUAGCAGUGGCGAGUUACGAACUCAAUGGUUUAUUUUGCUUGCUGUUGCUAGGAUGGUUAUUUGUUCCUGUUUAUAUAGCCAGUGGGGUGUUCACCUUACCAGAAUAUCUGAAGAAACGCUUUGGGGGACAAAGACUUCAGGUGUACAUGUCUGUGCUGUCUCUUAUUAUAUACGUCUUCACAAAAAUAUCUGUAGAUAUGUAUGCAGGUUCAAUAUUCAUACAACAAGCAGUAGGAUGGGAUCUUUAUACCGGUGUUAUAGUACUGUUGGCUAUUUCAGCUAUUUAUACAAUUUCGGGUGGACUAAAAGCUGUUAUAUAUACGGAUACUCUUCAGACUGUCAUCAUGGUUGCUGGAGCUAUCGUUCUUAUGGUGCUAGCAUUUAUCAAAGUUGGUGGGCUGGAGAAGAUAUACGUACUGUAUCCCGAGGCAUUACCAUCGCCUCUUAUCGAUAAUUCUACCUGUGGUCAUCCUACUGACGAAGCUUUUCAUUUACUACGAGAUGCUGUAACAGGAGACAUUCCUUGGCCAGGAAAUGUUUUUGGCAUUUCUAUACUGAGCUGUUGGUACUUCUGUUCAGACCAGGUUCUUGUACAAAGAUCUCUGGCAGCGAAAAACAUGCAUCAUGUUAAAGGAGGAUCGAUAUUAGCAGCGUAUUUGAAAAUUUUGCCAUUGUUCACAACAGUGUUUCCAGGAAUGAUUAGUAGAAUUUUGUACACGGAUCAGAUUGCAUGCGUAGAUCCAGCAGUAUGUAAGAUAGUUUGUGACAAUGCAGCAGGCUGUACUAACAUAGCUUAUCCUAAGCUUGUUGUUGAAUUAAUGCCUGAAGGACUACGCGGACUUAUGUUAGCGGCCAUGAUGGCUGCUUUAAUGAGUUCUCUCACAUCAGUGUUUAACAGUUCAAGUACUAUAUUUACAAUGGAUAUAUGGAAGCGUAUUAGAGCAGGAGCUUCUGAUGGGGAAUUGCUAGUUGUUGGGAGAAUAUUCAUUAUUGCUCUGGUGGUAAUAAGCAUAAUAUGGAUUCCCGUGUUACAAGCAUCUCAAGGGGGACAACUCUUUAAUUACAUUCAAUCCGUAACAGGAUACCUCGCACCGCCAGUGUUAUCGCUCUUCCUAUUGGCCAUGUUGUGGAAAAGAACCAAUGAAAAGGGAGCGUUUUGGGGAUCAAUAUGUGGAUUGAUUGUCGGAUUAGUACGCAUGGGAUUAGACUUUGGAUAUGGCUCACCAAAAUGUGGCGAAGAAGAUACAAGACCAACUGUUAUAUCAAAAGUUCAUUUUCUUCAUUUCACUAUAUUUCUGUUUUUCUUCAGUAUGCUUGUAACUAUUGUUGUUUCCCUGGUAACGAAGCCCGUAGACGAAAAACAUCUAAUCAGGUUAACAUGGUGGUCACGUCAUAGUACCCUCACACGAGAACCAUAUCCUGAAGAGAUAUUAUGGGAAGAGAAGUCCGAACGCCUUAAAACGAGCCAAGCAUCAAAGAAACACACGACAGAAAUACCCACGUGGCGAAAGGUAGUUUAUAUGAUAUGUGGAUAUGAGAAGCCAAAAGAAAUAACACGGACAGAAGAAGAAAAAUUAGAACAGAUAAGACUGUUGACACACAUUAAAGAGGAUCCUAAUUGGAAAUUGUUUGUUAAUUUAAAUGCAUUACUGUUAAUGUGUAUUGGAAUAUUUAUGUGGGCAUUUUUUGCAUGAAAUAGUAUUACAUGUACCUUACUUAAUACAAAGGAAUAUGUAAGUCUUAUCUCGUCACUUGUCGUUCGUCCGUUGAUAAAACAUUUCAAAACAAAUUAUCUGAAGACACUGCUGGGACAGGAAACAAGCUUCAACGUAAUCAUUCUUGGAUGGUCUAAAGUGUUUAUCUAUUAUCCUACGUCUUUGCUAUAGAUGGAGUAAAGUAUUAAUACAGCCAAAAGUGUAAUCUCUGUAUGGCACAUAUUUAUCUGUUUAUCUCAACAUGCUCAAGGCAGUAAUUAUUGUCGAUUGAGUUACCUUUCUUUUAUUUAUUUACAAUUGUUUUACUGUAUCUUAUUCUUCUGUAAAUAUAGUAUAUGUUGAUAUCGUAACAAAAUAUAUGUGUGUAACCUUAAGAUUUUCUGUAAUUUUACAUAAUAGUAUAGCUUUUGUACUAC
Molecule: messenger RNA, 2390 nt
Organism: Mytilus californianus (California mussel)
Lineage: Eukaryota; Metazoa; Mollusca; Bivalvia; Mytilida; Mytilidae
Product: sodium/glucose cotransporter 4-like
Exons: 15
Coding region: 1-1953 (650 amino acids)
Biological process (GO): transmembrane transport
Cellular component (GO): plasma membrane
Molecular function (GO): D-glucose:sodium symporter activity
Source: RefSeq, a predicted model, not a curated record